GCUAUUUUGCAGGGAACGAAACGCGUUUUCGCGCCAAAGCACGUGAGUGUAAAGUAAAAAUUAAUCCAAGGCCAAAAUAACAGCGAGGCCAAUAGGCCAUGAAUCGAACCUCCAGUAGCCUUAGAAGUCUCUUCAAAAGGGCGCGCAGCUUCAUUGGAAUCGCCACCACUUCAGCGGCUGCCGCUUCUUUCUUGAACACCUCCGCCCCUUCCAUUUCCACCUCCACUCCUAAGUUAACCACCGCCAUGGAAGACCUCAAAACCCGUGUCUGCAUCAUCGGCAGUGGCCCUGCCGCUCACACUGCUGCCAUCUACGCUGCUAGGGCUGAACUCAAGCCCAUACUUUUCGAAGGCUGGAUGGCCAACGAUAUCGCACCCGGUGGCCAGCUCACCACUACCUCCGAGGUUGAGAACUUUCCAGGUUUUCCUGAGGGGAUUCAAGGCGGCGAGCUCAUGGACAAAUGCCGCGAUCAAUCUCUCCGCUUCGGUACUCAGAUCUACACAGAAACUGUUAACAAGGUCGAUUUCUCCUCUAGUCCGUUCAAGGUUUUCACUGAUUCCAAGGCCGUCAUCGCUGAUUCUGUUAUCGUGGCCACCGGGGCCGUUGCUAAGCGUCUUCACUUUCUGGGCUCUGAUACCUUCUGGAAUCGAGGUAUUUCGGCCUGUGCAGUAUGCGAUGGUGCCGCCCCCAUUUUUAGGGACAAACCUCUGGCUGUUAUUGGCGGAGGGGAUUCUGCUAUGGAAGAAGCUAAUUUUCUCACUAAGUAUGGAUCCAAGGUUUAUAUCAUACACAGGAGGGAUAGUUUUAGAGCUUCGAAGAUUAUGCAGAAUAGGGCCUUGACCAAUCCUAAGAUCGAGGUAAUUUGGAAUUCGGUGGUUGUGGAGGCAAAGGGAGAAAGACUCUUGGGUGGUCUCAAGGUGAAGAACUUGGUGACUGGAGAAGUUUCUGAUUUGAAGGUUUCUGGAUUGUUCUUUGCAAUUGGGCAUGAGCCUGCGACGAAGUUCUUGGAUGGGCAGCUACAGCUGGACUCUGACGGUUAUGUUGUGACCAAGCCAGGUACCACCCAGACUAGUGUACGUGGUGUUUUUGCUGCUGGAGAUGUUCAGGACAAGAAGUAUAGGCAGGCUGUUACUGCUGCUGGCACUGGUUGCAUGGCAGCUUUGGAAGCAGAACAUUAUUUGCAGGAGAUUGGUUCCCAGGAAGUAUAGACGGGUACCAAAAGCCCAUCCUACUCCUACAUAAUUGAAUUGCACCCUUGUUCGCUUCGCGUCUCUCUGGAACGUUCACUUUCAAAUCUUUCUCCAUUGUUAUAAUAAUCAAUCCAUCCUACAAGCAAGUUGGUAUAAUUGUGUGUAACCUUGACUUUCAAGUUGGUAUAAUUGUGUGUAACCUUGACUUUCAAAUCUUUCUCCAUUGUUAUAAUAUAAUUCUCCCUGCAAGCAA
Jatropha curcas is the source of this 1443-nucleotide messenger RNA. Its product is annotated as thioredoxin reductase NTRB. Gene Ontology annotation, biological process: removal of superoxide radicals. Gene Ontology annotation, cellular component: cytoplasm. Lineage: Eukaryota; Viridiplantae; Streptophyta; Magnoliopsida; Malpighiales; Euphorbiaceae. Gene Ontology annotation, molecular function: thioredoxin-disulfide reductase (NADPH) activity. The record is from RefSeq and is a predicted model, not a curated record.